Mus pahari (shrew mouse) is the source of this 1941-nucleotide messenger RNA. It is a transcript of the gene Ptges2, whose product is annotated as prostaglandin E synthase 2. Lineage: Eukaryota; Metazoa; Chordata; Mammalia; Rodentia; Muridae. Gene Ontology annotation, cellular component: mitochondrion. Bases 383 to 1528 code for a protein of 381 amino acids. The transcript has 7 exons. Gene Ontology annotation, molecular function: prostaglandin-E synthase activity. The record is from RefSeq and is a predicted model, not a curated record.
GGCAGGAAGAGUCUGAGCUCUUGCGGUCACCCACUGGAGACCGCGUCGGACCUUUUCUGGAGCGUGAAUGGGUCGGAAGACCAACGUUUUCCCUGCCAUCGUAGAUGCACGAUGUGGAAACGGCCGACCACGAGUUACAGGUCACCGUUGCACCCCCAGAAGACAGCGACCUCAAGCCACUCCCUAAACCGCUGGGGUGUGCUUCUGCCUCUCAGACAGGGACGCACCCUCACUCCCCUCAAGGACUCUGGUCCUACUUGGCGUCAUCGUUACCCUAGGCAACACGCAGGCCCGGCGUUCUGUCCCUUUAAGGAAUCCUAGCGCCUCCCUGGUUGGGACAUUUUGGUUUUGCGCGCUCGCCCGCAGCGCCGGCAGAGCGACCAUGGCCCAGGCGGCGCGCAUUUCGUGGGUGCUUGGCUCUAGCCGGUGCGCCCUGACUGAGGGGCUGCUCACACGACCCUGGCAGCCACAGAGCCGGGCCGGCUUCACCAGGGUGGCCGCCGGAAGCCGGGGCGCCGCGGUCCGCAAGGGGAGCCCGCGGUUGCUGGGGGCGGCGGCGCUGGCCCUGGGCGGCGCGCUGGGGCUGUACCACACCGUGCGGUGGCACCAGCGUUCCCAGGACCUCCGCGCGGAGCGCUUGGCUGCGCAGCUGCCCCUGUCCAGCGGCCUGCAGCUGACCCUGUACCAGUACAAGACAUGUCCCUUCUGCAGCAAAGUCCGCGCCUUCCUCGACUUCCAUUCCCUGCCCUAUCAGGUGGUGGAGGUGAAUCCCGUGAGAAGGACUGAGAUCAAAUUCUCCUCCUACAGGAAGGUGCCCAUCCUGGUGGCCCAGGAAGGAGACAGCUUGCAACAGCUCAAUGACUCCUCUGUCAUCAUUAGCGCCCUCAAGACCUACCUGGUUUCUGGGCAGCCCCUGGAAGAGGUCAUCACUUAUUACCCACCCAUGAAGGCCAUGAAUGACCAGGGCAAGGAGGUGACCGAGUUCUGCAACAAGUACUGGCUCAUGCUGGACGAGAAGGAGGCCCAGCAGAUGUAUGGCGGGAAGGAAGCCAGGACGGAGGAGAUGAAGUGGCGGCAGUGGGCGGAUGACUGGCUGGUGCAUCUCAUCUCUCCCAACGUGUACCGAACACCUGCUGAGGCCUUGGCUUCCUUCGACUACAUUGUCCGUGAGGGCAAGUUUGGGGCUGUGGAGGCCGCCAUGGCCAAGUAUGUGGGCGCAGCUGCCAUGUACCUCAUCAGCAAGCGCCUCAAAAGCAGGCACCACCUGCAGGAUGAUGUACGGGUGGACCUCUAUGAAGCAGCCAACAAGUGGGUGACAGCCGUGGGCAAAGACCGGCCAUUCAUGGGGGGUCAGAAGCCUAACCUUGCUGACCUGGCAGUGUAUGGCGUGCUGCGAGUGAUGGAGGGUCUGGAGGCCUUCGAUGACCUGAUGCGACACUCACACAUCCAGCCUUGGUACCUGCGGAUGGAGCGGGCCAUUGAAGAAGCCCCGUCAGUGCAUUGUGUGCCCCCUAGCUGCAAAAACUAGUUGUUAGGGACACAAGACCUGGACCAGCCCCUGGCCGUGCUCAUAGGGGGCAGAGUCAUUUCGUCUCUCGUCCACAUAGCCCCCAGUUCUCUACUUCUGAUACGGGACAUUUCUAGGGUCCUUGACGCUGAGGACAAGGCCCAAACUGACAGCUGUUCUGUGGGUAAAGGGUCUGGGGUCUCAAAGGACUACCCUCCAACCCCAGUUCAGAGGCCUGGUCCUCUAACGGGGACUCCUUUUCAACUCUGCUAGGGCUCAGUCCCUUGUUGACAGGGAUCAGACUGGCUCCUGCCCUGUAUAAGGGGAAGGCAGUCUGUUAACAAAGCCCCGCCCACAUGCCUCCGGGUUCCAGCUCUUCCCAGGUGCCCCUGGGACUAUUGUAUUUGUAAUAAAGGAGAGGUCUGCUGCUCCCC